CUGCAUACAUCUGCUCGACGGCUCCGUAUUAGCCAGUUCCAGUUCCCGGCCAUGUCGCCGACAAUGACAGAGGGUGGGAUCGCAGCUUGGAAGAUCAAGGAGGGUGACCAUUUCUCUGCUGGAGAUCUCUUGUUAGAAAUUGAGACGGACAAGGCGACUAUGGAUGUGGAGGCGCAGGACGAUGGUGUUCUCGGCAAGAUCUUGGUGCCUAAUGGAAGCAAGGGCGUUCCAGUUGGCAAAGUGAUUGCUCUGUUUGCUGAAGACGGAGACGACAUCUCCAACCUGGAGGUGCCGGCAGAGACUGCCGCAGCGGCUCCUGAACCCAAGCCUGAGCCACAGGCUGCGCCCGCUCCCGCACCAAGCUCCCCACCAGCGGCCGCUCAACCGCUGCACAACCAUCCCUACGAGAUUCAGACGACGCAUCCGCUCUUCCCAUCUGUCAUGCGCCUCCUGGAAGAGAACAAGAUCCACGAUGCAUCUCAGAUCAAGGGUACCGGUGUGCGGGGUAUGCUGACCAAGGGCGACGUGCUCUCCUAUCUGGGCAAGGCGAGCACCCCCUUCGGGACCUUCGAAAAGGCGGCUCAGGCAGAGGGCCCGCAGAAGCCUUCCGCGCCGAAGCCAGCAGCGUCAGACGCGACAGAGGCUAAGCAGGUCAAGUCGGAGGUCAAACCGCUCGACGCACUAGGGUUGAGGGCGUUGAUGGCGCAAGGACUAGCAAAUCUGAGCAAGCCCCCGCCGCCACCCCCACAUCGUGAGCCUUCCACUGCAUAG
Dacryopinax primogenitus is the source of this 771-nucleotide messenger RNA. Its product is annotated as single hybrid motif-containing protein. Gene Ontology annotation, molecular function: dihydrolipoyllysine-residue acetyltransferase activity. The record is from RefSeq and is a predicted model, not a curated record. The transcript is spliced from 3 exons. The annotation marks the transcript as partial. Gene Ontology annotation, biological process: pyruvate decarboxylation to acetyl-CoA. Gene Ontology annotation, cellular component: pyruvate dehydrogenase complex. Lineage: Eukaryota; Fungi; Basidiomycota; Dacrymycetes; Dacrymycetales; Dacrymycetaceae.